Messenger RNA from Leptosia nina, 2604 nucleotides. The record is from the annotation of a GenBank genome assembly. NCBI's taxonomy places the organism in Eukaryota, Metazoa, Arthropoda, Insecta, Lepidoptera, Pieridae.
AUGACGGAUAGUGAAGAAGACAUGCUUACAAUUCCCUCUACGAUUGGGACAGUAGCUGUGGGGGUAGGAGACAAAACUAGUUUAAGUUUUCGGAGUAAUAUAUUAACUUCUACUAUGUUACCCCCUCAAACAAAUGGAAAGAGGUUUGGCUAUCCACAAAGUGAUUUACGGAGUAUGUACGAAAGGAGAUCUCCUAUGUCCAUGAGAAGUGAUUUUGGCCCUCGAAGCUUUUAUCCCAGAUCACAAAGGUCUGUUUAUAAUGAACGGAGUAGAUCUCCCGUCUCUUGUCGUAGCGUGAACUCAACGAUGAGUAUGAGUGCUAUGGAUAUAGCGAAUGCGCUGCAGUAUGAAAAGUUCAAUGAUCGUGAUUUACAAAAAAUUAGGGAAUCACUUAAUAGAAGAAUAAGAAUGAACAGUAGGAAGAGAGUUGAAAGAAGACGAAACAAAAAUUUAUUUGUUAGAGGUAUAAAAAGACUAGGUGGCUAUGAUUCAGGGGAACUUGGUAGUAACUCUUCAAUAAGCAGUGAUGAUCAGCAAAGUACUAAAAGUGCUUAUAUAAGAUGUGUAAGACAGCCAGACAUUGAUGAUUUAGAUAAUAUUCCUAUGCCUACAAUGACACAGCGAGAUGACUUACAAUCUGUAAAGAAGAAUGUUUUUGCUAUACCUCGAGCACCAGUUAAUAAGAGAAAAGAAGACAUUUCAAAGAAUAGGGUAAUUGAAAAUUCAAUAUCGAAUAAAAACCAGACAAUUAAUAACAAUAUAAAUGAAAUAUCAAUGGAUAAUGAGUUUAUUUUUAAAAACCCUUCAGAAGAGCUCAAUGGCAGUGCCACUUUAAAAGAGAGAUUUAAUGGAGGAUUUGCGCUACCUUCACAAAGAUUUAAACAAUCAGCAAAAUUUAAUAAUCCACCUCAAAUUAUAGAUGGUAAAAAAAGCUGUACAAAUAAAGAUUGCACUGAUGAUGAAGAAAUAUUCACAAUAAGAAAUAAUGGAAAGAUUUCACCACAAAAUAGCACAGUAAAUGAAAGAUUUAACAGUAGACAAAAGUCUCCGGUAAAUAAAAUUUCCCAUACUCAGAAUUCAUUUAAAAAACCCAUUGUACCGAAGUCAAAAGGUAAACUCAAUGUUCACUCAGAAGUGUUAAUUUCGAAAUUAUCACAACCCUUGGUUCCAAAUAAUAAUGAAGCUAUGGAAAAGGAGGCAGAUAGCAACCCGACAGAAACUACACUAGCAAAUGAUGUUUCACUGAAACCCAGCUUUAUAAAGCGUAAGUUGUUCACUCAGAAGCUAGAUUUAAUUGGGCCUAAAAGUUCUGGUAGCGACUCAGCUGCGCCGAGUCCUCAGGCAAAAAUUUUACCAAGUAAAGAAAAAAAUAAGGCAAGGAAACUGGUAGCAUCGCAAUCAUGUCUAAACCGAGAUGUUCCAGAUGAUAAUAAUGUGUUAGAUUUAAUCCAUAUGAUAGUACCUGCUGACCAAAUCAAUUCAACGUCUGCUAGAACGAGUAAAAGCAAUGCACUAGAUAGCCAACUGGAUGAUGCCAUGUCAAAAGGUGAAAGUGAAACGUUUACGGACGAGGAAACAAUUAUUUACAGUAAAACAUUAAAAGGUCAAGGCAAGUCCAAUGUCCCGAAGAUAAAUGAUUGCAGUGUUGUAUUAGAAACUGUCAAUACCCUGGCUGCAAAGAAAGUUCCGAUAUCCCAAUGUGUGAAAUCCUUUUGGGAUACAGAUUUGGAAAGUGACAUGGAGGUAGAAAACAUACCAACAUGGAAAAUAUUUAAACCAACCGGAAAUCAUCAGCCAAAUAUAAAAAGAGACCCACAAAAAGAAGAAACAAGAGUUGACAAAAGAAAUACAAAGACCACAAUUUUAACUAUAAACAGUUUAAAACACAGUUCCAAUAAGAAAAAUACUCAAAACAAGUCCAAGAAAGAUGCUCUUAACACUUGGACUGAAAUUGAAUCACACACAUUGACAAAUUUGCAAACAUCCGAGGAAAAGAAAGCCAUAGAUAAAUCAAACAAAACUGAAGAAAAAAAAGAUACAAGGAGAAGUAAAGAAAAUGUGAAUCCAAAUAAAUUGAAGCAGAACACCACAAAGAGCAAAGAUACAAAACAAGUUAAAAAUGUAAAGAAGAGUACCAUUAAACCAAAACCCACUAACAAUAGUGAUGAUGUACAGGAGAAAUCAGGAAACUCUAAACAGAAUGCCCAAAAAAGGACUAGAAACAAAAGUCUUAACAGACAUCUUAAUUGUUCUACUUGUGAUGACAUGACUCAAAAUAAUAAAAAUAAAACAUUAAAGGAUGGCAACUGUGAAAUAUCCUUACCAAGAACAAGAUUGCGAACAAAUCUUGACGUAUCACUGAACUCCACAGAUAGUAAUAUAAAUAUAUCUACUAGAAGUUUAAGGUCAAGUACAAAACAUAUAAAAGAAAGCGAAGAGAACAAAACGGGCUCCAAGACUAUUAGUGACUUUGGAAAGAAGGGUGCUGAAUUAAAAUCGAUUUUUGAUGAUUCCGAUGACAGUUUUAACAUUUCAAACAAAAGUUUGAGGCCAAGAAAAGUGGACAAUGUAUCUCAAAAUGGAAGUAAGUUGAAAAAGAAGUGA